Messenger RNA from Arachis ipaensis, 419 nucleotides. Lineage: Eukaryota; Viridiplantae; Streptophyta; Magnoliopsida; Fabales; Fabaceae. The record is from RefSeq and is a predicted model, not a curated record.
AUGGUACAAGGUAAGAAGAAGCUUCCAGGGUCUUUGAGUUUCGGUGGGAUGCCUUCUUGGAUCACUCCGUACCCCACCCCUUUCAACCCCCUUCAGUGUAACUUCAAAAAUGGGAAAUCAGAGAGGGAGAGUGAGGAAACGGAGAAGAGAAUAGAGGAAGCAGGGGCUGUUCGCCGUCAGUGCCGCCUCCCUGGAGCUCGCCGCCGAGCUGCUUCACGGCGUCGUCCCGUCCAAGGAGCCGAGCCCGUGUUGCCGUCGGAAAUGAAGAGGACGCUGCCAGCUCUGUCACGCCUGGUCGCUGCCGAGCUCGCCGUCGGAGACCGCCAUUCCCUCACCACUGCUGCGUCGCCGUUCAUGAAGCUUCUGUUGCCGCCAUGAAUAGCGAAUAGAGGAGAGCGAGAGAGGCCGAGGAUGCGAGA